Musca vetustissima is the source of this 2166-nucleotide messenger RNA. RefSeq names its product protein deltex (gene dx). The transcript has 5 exons. Lineage: Eukaryota; Metazoa; Arthropoda; Insecta; Diptera; Muscidae. The record is from RefSeq and is a predicted model, not a curated record. Gene Ontology annotation, biological process: protein ubiquitination; Notch signaling pathway. Gene Ontology annotation, molecular function: zinc ion binding; ubiquitin protein ligase activity. Gene Ontology annotation, cellular component: nucleoplasm. The coding region runs from base 15 to 2141 and encodes 708 amino acids.
CAAUUGGGACUACGAUGGCUCAUAUUAACAGUGGCACAGGCGGUGGCAACGGCGCAACAGCCAAUACCCAUGCUGUUGUUGUGUGGGAGUAUGAAUCUCGAGGAGGGAAGUGGUUGCCAUACACACCGGCCGUGUCACAGCAUUUGGAACGUGCGCAUGCGAAGAAACUGACACGGGUUUUACUCAGUGAUGCCGAUCCGGAAUUGGACAAGUAUUAUGUUAACGUAAGAACAAUGACACUGGAAACCGAGGAGGGCACUGGCCGAUCCACGGUGGGAGUUAGGCGAAUGUUUUAUACACCAAGCUCACCUGCUGGCAAGGGCACAAAAUGGGAAUGGGCUGGUUCUGUUUCGGGUGAUUGGCAUCCGUAUAAUAUGGAGGUGCAGUGUAUUAUUGAGGACGCUUGGUCAAAGGGUGAACAAACACUUGACCUCUGCGGAACAUCAAGUCUUCCAUACACAAUUAACUUUUGCAACUUGACACAAACGCGACAACCAAGUGGCCCAAUUAGAAGUAUACGUCGUACACAGCAAGCGCCAUAUCCAUUAGUGAAGCUUACAGCACAACAAGCUCAGCAACUAAAUCCUCCCUCAAAUUAUAUGGACUAUGGACCAAAACGAAAUAACACUUUACCGAAAUUGUCAGCCAAAACACACUGUGUUGAGAACAAACACCAGACACAGCACAUGCAUCGGCUGGCUACAAAUGGUGUUUUCUCUAUGCCUUCAUCAAGUGGAAGUCGACAACAACAUGGACUUCCAUCAUCGUCUCAUCCACUGCCACCAGCAACACAACCACAACAAUCUCUAUCGCAUGCUUCACGUAAAACCGGAAAACGUAAUGGUGAACUUUCCACUGCGAAUCUCAGGCAAAUUUUAAAUAAUCUCAAUAUUUUUGGAAGCAGUAGCUCCAAACAGCAAUCAACAUCUUCACAUAAUCACGGUAUAUUAGGGUCGUCAUCUUCAUCGGUUAGUAGUAACCAAGCAACGGGCAAUCACUUACAGCCCUUUGCACACUCCAAUAACGUGUUGACAUCGUCAAUGAGUAGUCACCACAGUCGUUGCUCUGAAGGUUCUCUCCAGUCUAAACAUAGUAAUCGUAUGAGCAUGCAUCGUUCGCGAUCACGGACACGAGCCUCUGACACCGACACAAAUAGCAUGAAAUCGCACCGCAGACCAAGUGUGGACACGGUUUCCACCUAUUUGAGUCAUGAAAGCAAGGAAAGUCUGCGAAGUCGCAAUUUUGCCAUAUCUGUCAAUGAUCUUUUGGAUUGUUCGUUGGGCAGUGAUGAGGUGUUUGUGCCGUCACUAUCGCAAUCGGCGUCUAUGCAAUCUGCGACUGGGUCAUUGAUAAACGAAAGGGCGCCUGCGCCUCCCCCCAUACCGUCAGCCGGAUCGGUGUGUGGUUCUGUGGCGGCGUCUGGUACGUCGUCGAUUAUUUCUCAUUCGUCUGGAACGCAACAACAACCCAUUGCUGGUUCGAUUGUUGGCGUAGACCCUGCGAGUGAUAUGAUCUCACGUUUUGUCAAAGUAGUUGAUCCGCCACAGUGGCCAAAUGCACAACCCUGUCCCAUGUGCAUGGAGGAGUUGGUGCAUAACGCGCAAAAUCCCGCCAUUGCUCUUAGUCGGUGUCAACAUUUGAUGCACUUACAAUGUCUCAACGGCAUGAUAAUCGCCCAGCAAAAUGAAAUGAAUAAGAAUCUCUUUAUUGAAUGUCCUGUGUGCGGUAUUGUAUAUGGCGAAAAAAUUGGCAAUCAACCUAAUGGCACAAUGUCUUGGAGUAUACUGAGCAAAAGUCUUCCCGGACAUGAGGGUCAAAAUACAAUACAAAUUGUGUAUGACAUUGCUUCGGGUAUACAAAGCUCUGAACAUCCACAUCCCGGUAGAGCUUUCUUUGCUGUUGGAUUUCCUCGGGUCUGCUAUUUGCCAGACUGCCCACUGGGCCGUAAGGUUUUGAGAUUUCUCAAGAUUGCGUUCGAUCGUCGCCUUCUCUUUUCAAUUGGUCGCUCUGUGACAACAGGGCGCGAAGAUGUUGUCAUCUGGAAUAGCGUUGAUCACAAAACUCAAUUUAAUAUGUUCCCAGAUCCCACAUAUUUACAACGUUGUAUGCAACAAUUAGUACAUUUAGGAGUAACAGACUAAAGCCAUUCAUCGACACAAUUCUUGC